Messenger RNA from Molossus molossus (Pallas's mastiff bat), 966 nucleotides. RefSeq names its product glycine N-acyltransferase-like. The transcript has 5 exons. Bases 1 to 966 code for a protein of 321 amino acids. Gene Ontology annotation, cellular component: mitochondrion. The record is from RefSeq and is a predicted model, not a curated record. Gene Ontology annotation, molecular function: glycine N-acyltransferase activity. Lineage: Eukaryota; Metazoa; Chordata; Mammalia; Chiroptera; Molossidae.
AUGCUGCACUUGCAGGGUGCACAGAUGCUGCAGAUGUUAGAAAAAUCCUUGAGGAAGUGCCUCCCUGAGUCCUUAAAGGUUUAUGGGACCAUCUUCCACAUGAACCAGGGAAACCCAUUCAAGCUAAAGGCCCUGGUGGACAAGUGGCCUGAUUUUAAUACAGUGGUUGUUCGCCCCCAGGAGCAGGAGAUGACAGAUGACCUCGAUCACUACACCAAUACUUACCAAAUCUACUCCAAGGACCCCAAGAACUGUCAGGAAUUCCUUGGCUCACCAGAAGUCAUCAACUGGAAACAACAUUUGCAGAUUCAAAGUUCACAGUCCAAACUGGAUGAGGUGAUAGAAAAUCUUGUAGCUGUUAAAUUGGGCCAGGUCAAGCGAACACAAUGCCUCCUCUACAUGAUCUUUCAGACAGCAAAGAAAUUAGUCCCUUCCCUGCUGGAUGCAGAGAAGCUGUCUCCGAGCAGAGGCACGCACAGCUCCAUCAACCAAGAGAUGUUUAAACUCUCAUCCCUGGAUGUCACCCACGCUGCCCUGGUGAAUAAAUUCUGGCAUUUCGGCGGCAACGAGAGGAGCCAGAGAUUCAUCGAGCGCUGUAUCCAGACCUUCCCCACCUUCUGUCUGCUGGGGCCCGAGGGGACCCCUGUGUCCUGGGCCAUGAUGGACCAGACCGGAGAGCUGCGGAUGGCAGGCACCGUGCCUGAGUAUCGAAGGCACGGUCUCAUCCUUCAUGUCACCAGUGCCCAGAUCCAGGCUCUGGAGGAACUUGGCUUCCCCAUGUAUUCUCACGUGGAUAAAGCCAACCACACCAUGCAAAGAUUGGCCGUCAAAAUCCAGAGUGUCCGCAUGCCCUGUGCCUGGAACCAGUGGCAAUAUGUGCCUCUGAGAACACAGGACAGUGCUGGGUGGGCCGGACGUGUAGCAGGAGGAACCUCUGGGUGGAUGGAGAGAAGGAAUACACUGUAA